AAUCCUAAACACGACGCACCAAGGUACAAUAACACCGAAGAGGUGAAACCUGCGAAUACACCUCCAUGGUAUGUUUGUGAGUUCCUUUAGAUAAAUAUGACCUCUCAAGGAAAAAGGGUUAUUAAUCUUGUACUAUGAAACUAUUUUGUUACUAAGUGUCCAAACUAUUAUUGCUUGUUUUUCUUAAGAUACAUACUAGCGGUCUUUUUCCAGAUUUGGCGUAAAACUCUGGAAUGAGAUACCAUGUAACAUGCGAAAUCUACCCAAGAAAGAAUUUAAAAGAGAAAUUCGCCCACUUCGCUUAGAUAUUUUAGUAAAAGAAAAUGACUAUAUGGACCGAAACACCUUUUAUCAUACAAUAAGUUGGUGCGGCUAAAUAAUUAUGAUUUUUCUUAAAUGUUUCAAUUGAUUUUUCUCUUCAACCUCUAAGUCGUUAGCGUUUCCUUGACUUUUUCUUUAUGUAUAAUGAUACUAAUUUAAAUUUAUUUAUGUGAUAUUAUUUAUUUUAAAAGUUAAACCCUAACCCUCAGCUUUUCUUCUGUCCCGCCUAGAUUAGCUUUUGCUACCUGAGAGACAUUAAUUAAUUAAAGUUAAAUCUUUCAAUAAAGUUAUGUUGUUGUUGUUGUUGUUGUUGCUGUUGUUGUUGUUGUUAAAGGGCCGUUUUCAAAUACAUGGGUAAAUUUUCACUUAAUUUUCAUAUAAAGUAGGUUGUUAAAUGUUGCUACGGACCGACAAUUACGUUGUAAUUUGCCAGUAUGACAAUAAUGGUACCGUAAUAGUAUGACAUUGAACACCUAAAAGUUAUACUGCACGAUUGCUAUAAAAGUAAUUUUUUUCCUUUGUUAGGGAAUUUCAGCUGCGGUACGAGGAGCUGGUGAUACCAGGACGAAAUGUUUCCGACGUACUAGAGAUUGUAUUUAGGAAUUAUGACAAGAGAAUUCGUCCUUUCUAUGGAGGUAAAAAAUCCUUAAACAACUUUACUUUUAUUUAAGGUAUGUUUGAUGUAGUAAAUAACAUAAUUUUUUUUUCCUUAUUUCAGUGACAACUCUCGAUGUUGGCCUGGACAUGUUAAUUUUGUCUUUUGGAGAGAUAAGUGAAACGAGUAUGGUAAGUUAGGCAACGAGGAAAACAAUUCCUAAAUCCUCUUGCAAACGGACGCAAAAUUUUUCUUGGACGCAACAUUGUUGGCCAAACCCAACGAUUCCCAAAGUAAGUAUCGUUGGAUGUUAUAUAGCGCGUCUGUUUGCAUGCACACCCUAUUGCAUGUUGUUACAAGUUGUUGCGUGUUGUUGGGAGUAGUUGCUUCCAUUUGCACGUCGCCUUAAGGUGAUGUUACACGGGACGAUUCGCAACGACGAUUUUUAGCGAAACACAGCGUUGCAAUGUUGGAACAACGUUGUAACUAUUCAAAACAAUGUCGCAACAAUAUUGCAACGAUGUGUUGUGCUAAAAAUCACCGUUGAGAAUCGUCCUCGUGUAAUAUCACCUUUAUACAGAUCGCGUUGUGUGCCCAAGAAGAGGUGACAUCCCAUAUGACGGGUCGACAUAAACCCAGGUUUGUAGAACCCCACGUGCCCAACCUCGGAUAAGUUGUCGGUUUAAUUCCCGUACGUCGUGAACUCCUUCAUCGGCCAUGAUCGUGGAAAAAGUUAACAAGAAAUUUUAUCACUGGUUCUACAAAGUCAGAAACAAGGGAUUCCUGUUUCUUGAUUGGAGCCCGUGAAUUCCAAGAAAUUAAUCAGUAAAUAGUUGAUCAGUAAGCCCAUCGUGGUUUUUCGCAGUUUCCGGUCCAACGUCCCCCCGUCCCCACUAGUCCCAUUGCUAUAAUCAGCAAGCACUUUUCUUUGCUGUUGGAUACGAAGACAUUACACAGGAUCAGUAAUGAAGCUCAAACUGAGAUAUUUAAGUUUGCAGUUAGUAUUUCAUGACCUCGUUAACUUAUCAAGCACAAAGGAAGCGAAUAAUGAUUAUCCUUGUUUUCAUUUUUACUUCAUUCUAGGAUUUUGAGGUGGACCUAUACCUUGGUCAAUUUUGGCAAGACCCUCGCUUAGCUUUUGGAAUUAAUAGAACAAUUAUCCUGGGAGGAGCAGCAUGUGAAAAGUUCUGGUUACCUGAUACCUUCUUUGUCAAUUCAAUUGACACUAGAAUACACAGAAUGGUCUUCGCAAACAAGAAAGUUUGGAUAAAUUUGAUUAAUGGGACUAUGAUGCUCAGUGCAAGGUAACGAUUCAGAUUGUUAAUAGGAAGAUAAAUAUUAAGACACUGUAAGUGAAAAUCACGUCACAAUUUUUAAAAAAGGGGAUCUCGAUAUCACGGUAGACUUGAUGCUUCAUCAAAAGAACCUUUACAAUCGAGAUUUUCAAAACAUCACUGACAAUGGUUUUUCGGAUUGGGUCCUUGAUCAAUCGCCUCAUUUCGGACGAAAUGGGGACUAUGUCUAUCCCUCGAAAUAUCUCAGUUGUUGUUAACAAUUUACCAAAAAUUUCAGGAAACUUUGGCAGUUCAUUUUUGUUUGAGAAUCCAUUUUGUCACGGCCAUUAGACACGACCGAAAAAGCACAAGGUUCUCAGGUACUGACGACAACGACGAAAAUAUGGUGCGCGAUUAGUUCCAAUCGGAAUUCUCAGCAGGAGAAAGGAACUAUACAAGUUUGGAAAAUACAGCCUGCUUAAAAACCCCGGAAAGUUACCAAAAAUGUUAGUAAGCAGACUUAAGAUAAUCUUUUAAAAAAUUUGCCGAAAUUUUGAUCGGUGUCGAAUGAGUAUGUUCUCUUUACUUUCACCAGGCUUGUCACGAAAAACUCAUGUAAGCUAGACCUAAGAGACUAUCCUCUGGAUAAGCAGACCUGCCAUCUGGCUUUUGAAAGCUGUAAGUAAAGUUAAGCACUAUACUUAUUCCAGCUGUGUAUGGCAUUGAUUUAAACUCUAAAAGCAAUAGCAUUCUUUAGAACGGAUUGCAACUUAAAGAAGAGAGGAUAGAAUAAAUUAAAGUUAUUACGGAAAAUGCAUGGAAAUUCUUGCAAAGUUAUCUUGGCUCAUCCGGCUCGAUUUUUAUUCGAUUUUUUUUUAUUAUAAUUGUUUUAGUUUCAUAUGAAGAAAAAGAUUUGAAGUACAAAUGGAAAUCCGAGGUGGAAAGUGACAUCUUUAUUUACGACAAGGAAAUGGCACAGUUUGACAUCAUCAGCGCGAAGAGAUACCUGAAGCACAAAGUCUAUCAUUCUAGUAAGAAUUUAAUUCCCAAACAUUUGUCAAGGAAUUGAAGGAAAUAAAUUAAAGUUUCUUCACCAAAUGAAUAAAGAAGAGAGGAACACAAAAAGGUCCAGAUAUUACGGGUCAAUACCAUAAGAUACCGGCGUAUUACGACCUCGAGAAAAGCUGCUGGGCAGAGGAAAGAAUGUCCCCUUCCUAAUUCCAAAUCCAAUGCUUAACUUUUCCUGAAAUCUGGUAUUUAAACUUCUGAGAUCCUUUCUGAAAACAGCAUUAAAAGAAUGCAUUGGAUGGUUCAUCUAGUGUGACGCUUAUUUUCAAAGGGUGUAUGAACAAAGGGUCAACAUGUCUACAUUCGUCGAGUAAGGAGCGACGCGGUCCUUACUCGUGUUUAUAUUACUAUUAAGUCUUUUAAUUAGAGAAAUGUAUGCUAGCCUUCAGUUGUACGCUUGUCAGGCAGAAAUACAUAUAGUUUCCUGGAAUUAACGUUACUUAUUUACCACACGAUUGUUAUAAGAGCUAUCUUAACCGCUGGUUACAUUUUUACAGGCACCUUUUCAGGUUUGACGGCCACUAUGAUAUUUCGACGACGAUCCAUGUAUUACAUCUUCCAAAUGUACAUUCCCUGCGUGUGCGUUGUGGCUCUCUCUUGGGUUAGCUUCUGGAUCAAUCACGAAGCUGUCCCUGCUCGUGUAGCGCUCAGUAUUACCACAGUAUUGACUAUCAGCUACAUGCGAGGAAGUGUUAAUGCAGGAAUGCCUCGUGUGUCCUACUUGAAGUCCAUCGACUAUUUCCUCCUAGGCGGUUUUGUCUUCAUCUUCAUGACGCUGCUGGAGUAUGUUUUAGUGCUCAAGCAGUCUCGCAAGUUGCAGGAAAUUAAAGAAAAGAAAACUGACUACGAGAUGGGGAGUCCAACUGGAGAAGAUACGGUAAGAAGUGUUCACUCAAAUUUUAGAACAAGAUAUCCAUCAGUAGCCUACAGUAAAAGAAUGCACUUUCCUUGAGUGUCAAUGUAUUAAGCACUAAAAGUACUCUACUACUGGGGACAGGACCGCCAUUUUAUAUAGCUUGGUCAUCCGAACCACGCGAAGGUCUAGGCCGGCAGCCCAGCUCUGCCAAAUGAAUCAAUCCUGCCGCUACUAGUUCUAUUUCCGUUAAUUUUAGGCCGUUCUUUGUAACCUUGCUUACCUUCACAUUUUUUCAGGAUCGGAAGCCGUUACUGGUUACGGUUGCCGUCGAUGGUAAGAGUUACAACUUUAAACAUCGUUUCGAAGAUAUGGAAAACGGAGACAGUUACCAUGCCAAACGAAAGUUCUCAAUACACGAACGUAAACGAAAGCAAAGCCUAGCCGCACGUCUAAAGCCCUUAUUUGGCAAGAAGAGAAGGAAAGAAAGCAAAGGCGGCCUUAAAUUAAUUAAACAGAGGUUCAGGUCUGAAAAAGGUGUUCAUUACUUGGAUCAAUACUCACGAAUUCUUUUUCCACUUGGAUAUAUCGCCUUCCUCACCACAUACUUUGUCAUUUACAUGGCGUAGCCGAGAGCCUAAGAUGCAGAGUGGUGUUGAUUAGUCUUUUUCAACACCCCUGGUCCAUGGUCACGUACAUGUACACAAGUACGUUCAUUGCCUCAGAGGCAGGUAGAGACGUGUCAUUUGAAAGAGGCUUGCUUUGGAAAUAUGGUAGACAAAGACGGCGGCAAACGCAGGAUAUUACGCACUAGUCUGUUGGCAGCUUACUGAGAAAUUUUGGAAUAUAACCAUGUAAAGAACAUAUAAUUCUUCUGUAGCCGAUAUGAUAUCCUCGAGUACACUAAUUUCAACUUUGCAUGCAUUACACAAACUUAAAGCAGUGGAAUUAGUUUUUCGAUUUAUACGCCAUGACACAAAUGUCCUCUGUUCAUAAUAACACUGUCAGUGACUCCAAUGGACAACAAAACUGAAUUAAAAAAGCAAAUAAAACUCAGGAAUCAGAUUAACCCCUCUAGCCCCACAGUGACGGAAACCACAAUUUCACUGGUAAGAGACACCACAUCUUCAUUAGGUCGACACCUCUCCUUAACAGGCAAUCACGAGGGUCAAGUGGAUUCACUGUGUGUGGUUAUGUUCACAUCGUAAUACUGAAACUUUUCUAUUCAAAAUGAAACAUUUGUGUUUAACACAGAAUGAAUUAUGCGUAUAUUUUUAUAACUGUAUCAUAGAAUAUACCCGAACUGAAUGUUAAGAUAAGGUUUAGGUUGUACUAGUUGACAAAGAACAUCUUGACAGCAUCAUCCAAGAUUGAUGAUUGUGAGGCCAUAGAUACCUCUUGCGUCAUUAACUUUAUUAUAUACAUACUGAGAAAUACACACCAAAAAGCUAUGUCGCAAAUUUUCGUACGCAAAUUAGUUCUAGCCAAUCAGAGGAGCGAACGAUGUUUUUCACACGUGAAAAAAAUGAUACUUCCAAUCAGAAUCGCGAACGAUAUUUUUUCACGUGUGAGAAAAAUGAUACGUCCAAUCAGAAGCAACAGAGGUGUGGGAGUUUCGCGCCAAAAUUCCCGCCUUUUAUUUCAGCUUGCAGCGCCGCUUCGCACACAUUCAAAGAGAAAAGUUUUACUCAAAGAGUUUUUCUCACUAAAAAAAUUGAAAAACAUUUCGGAAAUGGAGUGGAAUAGUUUCGUUUGUUUCACUGUCGAUAAAGAAAAAGGUAUGAGCCGGCGAAACAACAGCGGAAAGGGAAAAACAGAACGAGACGUAAGCUUUUGUUGUACUUUUUGUCGGAGCUACUUCGCCUUUCAUUUAUGCUUAAGCUUAUAUUGAAACCGGCCAUUUUACUUAAAUUCAAUUGUGCAUUGAGAACAAACAGUUAAGAUUACUUAUAGUUCUUGGAUUACCUCAUAUCCUUACCGUCAUUCAUGUUUUUAACAAACGUUUUUACUAAAAACCUGAUACUUCGUUUUCGUUGUCAUUUCACCGUAAGUGUAUAGCGGCAAAUUUUAGCAUUUUUGAAAGAUUUAAAAUAAAAAGGCCGCCAAAAUGAUGAAUGUCUCAGUAUGUAUAUAAUAAACACAAUACCACAUGGAAAGUGCUUUGUACGGUAUUUACGCACUCGUUGUUUUUGUAUCAGAAAUCUUACUUGUUCGCUGCGCUCACUCGUUCGAUUUCUGAUACGUCAACAACUCGUGCGUAAAUACCGUACGCCAGCACUUUCCAUGAAGUAUUCUCUAUGUAUUACGGGUCAUAUCAAUAUACAACUUGCACGGUGGAUAGUAAGGUCCCAUGCAGAAUGUGUAAAUCUUGCGCCAGCAUUAAUCAAAUCAAAUAUAUGCACACUGCGCAUAAUAACCUUACGGAGGACACCAUUAAAAAGAAGACGUAUUAAUUUGUAUUUCGCUUAUUGCUGACUGAACAAUGAAUAAUAAACGCUUAAUAGGCAGGGGUGCCACAACAGCGGUGAGCCAAUUACAGUGGUCCCAGAGCUUAAAAUAUAUGUAUUAGAAACAGUAAAACUUCGUAUCACAAUAGAGAUGGACAGACAAGUCACGUGAAACGUUACAUGAAGGACAAAUGGUUUUCUAGGAUCGUGGGUUCUCUGGGUCGUUGUUACGUUCUAAGGCAUCCACGUAGUACUUGUACAUUAUGGAUUUGCCGAAUUGGCUGAUGUGAAGGUUGCAUGAAAGUUGAAGGUCAUUUGCAUUGCUAGCGUGUUUCAGAUUCUGGUGGUUCUAUUAAAAAAAGACAGACAGUAUUACAUUCCCUUGAAAUAAAGUGAGUGAGAUGACGGUUGCUGUUAGAUCUGGUAGUGCGAGUAACUAAGACUUGCGGGAGAACAGAGGGACUAACUCUAACUGUGCCGGUUACAACUUUGAAAAAGAAAAUCAUGUCUAAAAACUCGGGCCAAUAUGAGAUUGGUAAUACCUUAAAGUUAAGAUUCAUUGGUCUGUCCCUAUGUGUUUGGUCUCAAAUGAAUGGUAGAUCCAGGAUAUACUUUGUAGCGCGCCUCUGGACACGUUCGAGCUUUAUAAUCAGGUCUAUUGACUGCGGAGUCCAGACUUGCUUAGCAUAGCCAAGAUGGCCGGAAUCUUACUGGGGUAAGGUAUGCCAAGCGUCUAACAGUAAUGCUUUUGACGAGUCUGGUGUUUCUCCGUACAUAUCCCAGGAGCUAGCCCGGGAACGGCAGACGCUUCUCCUCGCUCAUCGCCGCUGAGGGAUGUUUCGCGAGGAGGAACGUCUGCGACUCAGCGACAGAAAUUCUAUACUGAUGACGUAAAUCAAUGUUUACAUAAUAAAUCCGGUAGUCAUGGGGUUCCAAACGCAAAUUUGUUCAAUCAUAUGUUUCUCCUGGUCGAUUUUGGUGAAGUGUUGUGUUCAUCCGCGAAUGAGCGCCAGCAAAACUGAAAUGCUUCUAGAGAAGACUACAUUCCACAAAUAUUGGCUGUUUUGUUAGAGAUUCAUCGCGUUUACAUUUGACCUUUGCGGCCUUUUGUCUUUUGUCUGUCAUUCGUAAACAAUAGCUAAAACAAUAAAACUACUCUGUCGACCAAUUAGCUCUUCUGACCGGAUUCCGGACAGAUUUUGCGUCAUCAGUAUGGAAUUUCUGUCGCUGAGUCGCAGACGUUCCUUCUCGCGAAACGUCCCCCAGCGGCGAUGAACGAGGAGAAACUUCUUCCAUUUGCAGGCUACCCAGGAGCCUGCUGGCCUUAGCGCAUUGCACAUUGACUUGCUUAUUCCACGUGAGGUUAUCCAUGAUGUAAACACCAACUGAAGAUCCUUCUCGACAGAGACAACUUCAAGCUAACAGCCGGCCAUAUGAUAGACAAAGAUGACGGCUUGUGCGCUUUGCGUUUGCUGUAGUUAAAGUUUAGGAUAGCAGAAUCUGACCAAGUGACCAAGUCAGAUAGGUCCUCCUGAAGUUGUUCUGCAUCGCGCGUUGAUGUUAUUUCAUUGAAAACCUUUGUGUCAUCGGCAAAAGCGGCAAUCUGACUUGAUCUAACAACAUCUGGCAGAGACUUCACAUACAGAAGGAACAAUAUGGGGCCUAGGAUCGAUCCCUGUGGGACCCCUGAAGUCACAGGUAAGGGGCUUGAUGUUGCACCCAAUAUAGUCACUCGCUACUGAUGUAGCUUCCAUAGGAGUAAUUCGCGUGGUUUAUUGUGUCAAAGACUUUUGACAUGUCCAGAUAAUUCGACUUGCACACCUCUAUCCAGCUUUGUGCCAAUUUGGUCUAAAACUUCAACAAGCUGGGUUACACAAGACCGUUCAGCUAUGAAGCCAUGCUGACAUGCGCUGAUAAGAUUGAAAACAUGGUCCCUAAUAGCAGUGAAUAUGCACCACUCCAUGACUCUAGGAACGAUAGAAAGUAGCGAGAUCGGUCUGUAGUUUUCCGCUUGUUCUUUAUUAUCUUUUUUGAAAACAGGAAAGAUGUUUGCUAGUUUCCAGUCCUCCGGCAGACAGCCCAACCUAAGCGACUAGUUGAACAAUUCGGUAAGCAAGGGUGCUAUCACGUCAGCUGUUUCUUUCAAAAUUUUUGGCAGGUAAUUUCAUCUGGUCCAGUAGAUUUACUGGCAUCAAGAUUAAUCAGGAAUAGUUCAACUUGAGAUAAUGAGAGAAUCACAUCAGUGAAGAACGGGUCAGAGUCUGGUAACUGACCAUUCUCGCUUUCAGAGGCUGGAGUUCCCUGAUCAGAAGGGAAUACCGACGCAAAAUACUGCUUGAAUAAUUCCGAAUUAUCACUGGUUGCCAUGGUAAUCGUUUCAGGGACGUUUUUGUGUUUUGAUUUCACUUUCAGAACAGACCAGAAGCGUUUCGGGUUUGACUUUAAGUUUGUGGGGGACGAGUCUCUAAGAAGGAGCCCACAACGAAGUGAAGGCUUACGACGAUACCAAAAAGCAAAACCGGCCAAGGGAUAAGGGCCAUACGCCGUGCAAGAUGGAACAAAUGAGUUGGUACCGGAAAAAACGAGUUCUCCAGGCAGGGACUAAAGAUGCGCAUAGGGAAGAGCUCUGGGAGUACCAUGAUGAGGCUUGUACUCAUUGGAUUUUUGGUAUAGAUUACAAUUCUACUCAUAUUGAGUUAAUAAGAUAGACCUCUUUGGGCUAUGAACCAAAAUCAAGGAAUUAAUCUAGUAGGCACUUUUAAAUCUUCUCCUGUUAGGCUGGUAAUUAAUUUGCCUCACCGGCUGGGUAUAGCAGCGUUCUCUCCAGAAAAAAAUAUUAUGCUCGUAGUAGCUUAAACGUCAUUAACGACAAAGCUCAAUUUUAACAGCCGAUUGAUGUUAUUGCGAACUGUAUUACUCUGGCACCGUGUCUAAUAUGAUUAGCAUAAAUUUCUCACUAGUCUUCUAUAGCAUCUGUCAAUAAACCUACUAGAGGGGCAGCAAAAACUAACUGCAUGAAAUGAAAUGUUAACAGAUGAACGUUUUGGAGAACAUAUUUAUAAGUGUGAUUCAGUCCACCUUCUCUUUUCCCUUACACCUAGUCUAUCGUCAAUUCAGCAAAAAUAAUUACACUAGGAAAUCAGUACAAAGGCGAAAUUUGAUUUGUAGAAAGUCCAUAGUCUCAUGUUGUUUCCAUGCAAAGGCAACAUUAACAAACUGCGAACUCACCGGUCGAGAAGAUUGGUUUCCCAUGCAGGGUUUCUUAGAGCUUUCAAUAAUUUCGGGACAAAUGAAUGCACUAAUAGAAACACAAUCUUAAUACUACAUUGCAUUUUAUGUUGACAUAUAUUUCUCCUGUAAUGGAAUUAAAAAGGAGCGUUGAGAAUCAGUCUUACGAAAUCUUUCGAAAAGUGUUUUUCAGUAGGUUACUUUGUAUGUCGAGCGGCUGAAAAGUUGAUUCUUUGAAGUUAAGGGUCAGUGUUGAAGAUCUGCUUCAUUCAUUAAAAUUCAAGAUUUUCUAAUAUAAUAACGGCUUUUAAAAAUUUAAUGUGCACCUGUAAGGUUCUUUCACUAUCCGUAUCAAGGCUUCAAAAUUAGAUUUCUCUCUGAUACGUUUUCGUUUCAAUUUAUUGUAGUAAAAUUUUAAUAUAUAUUUUGUCAUUCUACCGGAGUAGACAAUGUUUCAAAACCAGAUUUUUUUUUUUUUUUUUUUUUUUUUUUUGCGAUUCAGGAAACUUGCUUGGUUUUUAAAGUGACCGAGAGAUCGCAGUCAUUGUGAACGCAGAUGACAAAAGAACGUUGUUAUUUCAUCCGGGAUUUGUGGAAUUCUUACAAGUCAUGCAGAGAGGCGGUAAACCAUGACAGUGACUGUAAUUCUAGAGAGCGAAAUGUAGCAUAUAGGAGUGGACAAACUUUGACACAAAGGAUUUGUGUUAAAUUGUCGGACGAUCUGCUAUCCUUUAUAGAGGUAAAUCACUAGAAAUAUUUCGGCGACUUGGUGACAGAAGUAAUUUAUUAAUAAGUGUGGCCUUUUUAGGGAAAAUUCCCACCGUAAUUUCUGCUUCACUGACGUUUUCUAUCAGUUAUUAGGAAUGCCAAACACUUCUGUACCAAUACAAAGUACAAAAGCACAGAAAGACAAAAUAACACAGAAAUUUGAUGUUUUUUGUAAUAUUGAAGGCCGAUUGUAUGUUACUUGAUUAUGACAAAUUUUAUUUGCAGUAUAAUUAGAGUCAUUUUUGGCUAUUUAUUCAACAAAUUCUUACAUAAACCGCAUUAAAACUAAUAAAAUUGGUUUGAUUUUAUUUGGUAAUCCUUUUGCAAUGAUGACACUUUCCAUUAAAUCUAACCUGCCGGCGUCGCAUACAUCAAAUAAACGAUGGAUAUGUCUGUCAAUAUUAGAUGACGUUCAAAUGGUGUAAAAAAUUAGGGCAGAAACGAAUCUCAGAACUUUGACCUAAUAAUUUUGAAAUGUUGAUGACCCAGAAGUAUAGUGAUGAUCUCUGAUAACGUUACCUCGCUUCACGUCAUUAUUUGCUGGUUGACUGGGAAUAUCACCCGUAUCCUGAUCGUUGGAAAAAGUGUAUUCCACUACGUAAAGAAAAUAUUUUGAGGAUUUAAAACGAAACAAAAAUGCUAAAGCGCAGUCACCAGGGGAGAAAAAGUAAUAUAUAUUAUUGUGGGGAGCUGUGUAUUGUUAAGAUAUAUGAGCUACUGCUUACUGCAUACAAGACUUAAACAAUUUACUGUUCCACGAGCUAAACCAAGAGAUAACGUCCUCAGUGGCACGAGUGAUAUACCUGAAUUUCUAUCAUUUCGAUAAGCCAAUGGCCUAUACUUGAUGACAGAAUCAAAAUAACCCUACGGUUAGAACUUCUAUUUUACACGUAAUAUGAAAAUACAUAGAUCUUGAUGUCGACCGAUUCUUUAACUGAGAAACUCGGUGAUGUAGGACAGAGGCCAUUCACGCAGAAAAGACAACUAUUGGGAGGAAACUAAAAAGGUUUUCACCAAGUCCUGCUAUCAUAUGUCCACCGUGCACCUAUAAAUGAUAAUUUGGUGUUGACUAUCCUCUUUAGGUCUACGUAGUCAAUAUGUCAUCCAGAAGUGCAAAUAUUCUAAUACUGAUGGUUCUUAUCGCAUCAAACUGCUCUGCUUCUAACCCAUUGUAAGUUUAUAUACCUAAUUGUAUGUUAAAACAGUGAUCCUGAUUUUGUCUCUACAAUUUAUAACAAAAAAAUUUUGGUGGAAACAGAGCCCAAUCGGAAGGCAUGUCUCGAGUAUCAACGUUCUUAUAAGGGAAAAAAAGGGUCUUUUUCAGUAAAUUUUUUCACUAUCAAAUAAAUCAUUUAUGAUAAAAGCACCAUCUUAAAUUUCUCAAAGGAGCAAAGCAAACGGUCGCAAAGCAAAUCGCCGGAUGAAGAGGUGUUCAUCUCAAAAUACGUUAAUCAGUGAAAGGAAACUUUAAGGAUAGAAUGUGGUCACAUACGCAAAAUAGGAAAGAACGGAAAAAAAAGAAGAAAAACAAGACCGAUGUUAGACGUGAGGCCUCAAUGUGUUGACGCACUUGAGAGACACCUUUGACCAGUUGCUUUGAAGAAAUUCUCAAGCUAUUGCAGCUUUAGUAGUGUAAUUAUCUUCAGUUUUGAUGAAAGGAAAUGUCUUUUCUUAGACUCGUAGGACGAUAACCAGUUUCUUAUAAAGGGAAAUUUAUUCGAUUAGAAAUAAGCAAUAUAGUGAUGUUUCUCGUAGGACAAGAAAUUAUAUCUUAUCUAGCUGUUAAACACUCAAAUUAGCAAUAAUUAGGGCGCACUGCCACUAAAACCUAAUGAGAUAAGUUUUCAACUUAUGAAUGCCUGACUUUCACUAAGACUUUACAACUAAGAAAUCGUAAACUUCUGAGACUAUUUUUACGCAGACAGGAACUGAUUGUCGACAAAAAAUAAUCCUGUUGUAAGCUGUUUUCCAACCUCCCCUUUUAGGCGACGUAAGCGACGUGCCCUUGCAAGAAAUGCUACCCUCAUACAACCAAGCUUCAACAUGUCAAGUCUACUGACUUCUAUAAUGAAGGACUAUGACAAAAACAUGAGACCCUUCUAUGGAGGUGAGCAGAAGGUUAAGUGAUGUGUUAAAAGAAAACAAGAGAGACUAAAAUGCAAGGUAGGGUCAGUAGAUUUCAGCAUUGAGUUUCUGGGAAACUCACGGCCUACCUCCCCUAGCCCAACCAUUUUGCCCUAAGUAAGACGUUUAAGUCGGGUGGGGUAGGUAUGAAGUUUUUAGAAACUCAUACUGAUCUUUUCGUACGUGACGCAUGCGCACUGCCAUAUGACCCCGACAGUAGUAUGUCCGGACAGCUGUUUUGUCCUUGUUAGAGCUCUCUCGUUUGAUUAGAGACCACACUGUUUACCACCGAGAUAACUGAUAGGGCCGACCUGUGCGUGCUUAAUAGGGAAACUAGUAAUACUGUAGGGAUUGGUAGCGCCUGCCAUUGGCUGAAUUUUCUCUCUAAAAACUAGUGCAUUGUAGACAAACGAAUGGAUAAAAUGACUAUGGUAUGUACAAGCCACGUUCUAAAUCAUGAGCGUUAUUUACUUUAGAUAUUAGUUAUCGGCAAUAUAUCAGUGCAUGUUGUUCAAUCAACUGAAAUGGCAAUCAAACAGGAGGUAGUUGUAUUCGUUACCAAGAUAGUGCCGAUGAGACCAUGCCAUAAACUUGGGAACUUUAAGCAUUUAUUAGAAACUCACCCCCAAUGCAAAGUUUGGUACAAGCCCCAGGAACCCAAUCGAGAAUUUGUAAUUUUCAAGACUAUUACAAUGAAUUAAUUAUUAUACAGGGAUGAAUAACUUUUUUGUUAAAUUUCCUCAUAAGCUUUAUAUAUGUUUUCUUCAUUCCAGUGAAAUCAGUGGAUGUUAAGGUGGAUAUUUUAAUACUAUCAUUUGGCGAAAUUCAAGAAGCAAAUAUGGUGAGUUUUGGGGUUGGAAUGAUUGUUUAUAUUCUCACUGUUGAAGUUUUUUAGCAAUUUCCUUUCAUAGUUUCACCAGAAUUUGCCAAUUUUGAAUUCGGUUAAAGUAUAUAGCAAAUAAACCAGGAGGUUCGCAGAAAAUUGAAGGAGAAGCUUAAAAGGAUUACGAUUAAGGUUCCUAAGAACAAAGUUUAUUUUGUUAAUGCUCGGGAGACACAUUUUGAUGUAUUGUCAAAGCUGUUAUUUCGUCUGUUAAAAGCAGUUAGUCGCCAAAACGACACAAAAUCAAUGGAUUGUCUGAUUCUGAAGCUUAGGUAGAUGCUAAAGUAAGCCCCGGUCCAAAUCUCUCCGUUUUUUAUUGUUGUGAUAGGAUUUUAGUCUGGAUCUGUAUCUUGGUCUGUUCUGGCAAGAUCCCAGGUUUGACUUGGGUAUAAACCAAUCCCUUACGCUUGGAGGACACUUCACAGAUAAAUUCUGGCUUCCGGACACCUUUUUUGUCAACUCAGUUCAAACAAGCGUACACGAGACGAUUCUGCCUAACUUGAAAGUUUGGGUGAAUUUAAAUGGUGGACAUAUGAUGCUUAGUGCGAGGUAUCAGUUUGACUAUUAAUUCACAUGUUCAACUAUCUGGUGAUUCUGGUUAAAGUUGUCAGUAGUUUAAAUGUCUUUCCUCCAGACGCUUGACAUAAACUUGGUUCCUUGUAAAAUAUCAUUCAGCCAAAAUGUUUGGAUGGGAGUUAAAACCGCGAAUAUGGCUAGGAAGUGGUUCCUCUGAAACAACAGUACUAUUAGUUCGUCUUUGUGGUUAUAUUAUCAUUAUCAUUAUCAUUAUCAUUAUCAUUAUCAUUGUCAUUAUCCUUAUCCUUAUCCUUAUCCUUAUCCUUAUCAUUGUCAUUGUCAUUGUCAUUAUCAUUAUCAUUAUCAUUAUCAUUAUCAUUAUCAUUAUCGCUAUCGUUAUCGUUAUCGUUAUCGUUAUCAUUAUCAUUAUCAUUAUCAUUAUCAUUAUCAUUAUCAUUAUCGCUAUCGUUAUCGUUAUCGUUAUCAUUAUCAUUACCAUUAUGUACAAGAUAUACUAGUGUAAUUGCGACUGAUCUUCUCUCUCAAAAUUCGAGUCCAAACAAUGGACUUUGGGAGGCAAAGAGGGUUCUACUUGAUGGAGAGGACCGACCUGAGAAGGCGGGCUGUAGAAAGAAGAGUUGUUUUCUGGAGUUCAUGUGUGUUGAUGUUGCCAGGUGUUGUUGUAGUUUUCCAUAUCCUUCUUGAUGGUGCCAAGCGCUCCUAUAACCACUGGGACUGUUGUUGUUUUGAGCUCCCAAAUUCGCUCAACCUGUAUUUUCAAGUCUUUCUAUUUGUUACGUCUAGCUUUUCCGUAGUUUUGACUGAGGUGUUGGUGUCGAGGGGUAUAGUCACGUCAAUGAGAAGGCAGGUUUUAUCCUUCUUGUUCUUUAGCACAACGUUCUGCCUAUCAGCUGCGAUGGUCCUGUCAGUGUGGAUGGGCAUCUCCCUCAGAAUGAUGACGCUAUCCUUCUCGGUGAUGCUCAUAUCAUCUUCCUUCACCUCAAUGCCAAACUCUUUGCAGAUCAUCCAGUGCAUGUGUGCAGCUGCCUUGUUGUAGCGGUGGUAUAUUCAGUUUUAGCUAGUUCAGGGCAGCUAGAGACCAGGUGGUCAAUGGUCUCGUCGAAACGGCACACAGUCUACAUUUUGGGUCCUCGUCAGGCUUCUUGAGUAUGUUGUGUUGUUGCCAGCGUACAAUACAAUACAAUACAAUAAGAGUUUAUUGUGAAAAUACACUUAGCUACAAUAAUGGUGUGCUUUCGCAGACGGAACCGAAAUCGGGGUCUGUGAAAGCACGCCAGCUAAUUUACAGGUAUUCCACAAACACAAUAAAAUUAAGAGUUAAAAAACUAGAUAUGGAAUAUUCUAUAAUUAAAAUUAUAACAAUAAAAUCUUAAUAAGUAUAUCUUGUUUCUAAAUAAAUACUAAAUUCAAUAAAAAAGCGUCGAAAUUAUAAAAAUUGCACUAGGUCAACUUGGCUAAUGGAUCUCUUAAAAGACUUAAAAUUAGUUAUAUUUCUAAACAUGUUCGGAAUUGAAUUCCAGAGUUUCGGACCAAUAUAACGGACUGAGUUCAAGCCAUAUGUAGCUAGUAGACUUUGGCUUGGGUAGCGAGAGGAUAUAGUCACCUCUUAAAUUGUAGCUAACGUGUUGGGAGGCUUUGAUCUUGGGCUGCGAUGAUAAAGUCCUCGGUUUCUGCCUUGAGGCCAGCUGCUUUUAGCCAUCUGUGGGUCCUGUCUUGUUCCAGCCUGUUCAUCCGCUGUGGCUAUUUGCCGUGGAGCGAUUUUGAUUCCAACUUGAGCCUGAGCAGUUGGCGACCCUGGUGUUUGGCCUUGGCCUUUGUUCUGAGGGCAUAGGUGGUGUUCGCCUCAUCCUCGGCAGGUGGUAUUGGAGGCACUCCCAGUUCCCGAUUGAACUUCAUUGACUGUCUGCUAAUGGAGUAAAAGGAUUUCCUGUCGUCAGGGUCUUUGACAAAGUGGAGGAGGGUGAAGGUAUUUAUCAAGACCGAUAGUGGUCGUCUUGUGGCAAAGCUCACCUCUUCAAGCAAGGCUUUGUUGAUGAGGAGCUGGUCUUUGUAGCCAUAGCUCCUGCGGCGGCAUCCUUUUUGCACUUUGCAAUUGGGGAGCAGGUUGUUGCUUUCGAGAAAGAUGAAGGCCCUCAUCAUCAUUAUUAUUAUUAUUAUUAUUAUUAUUAUUAUUAUUAUUAUUAUUAUUAUUAUUAUUAUUAUUAUUAUUAUUAUUAUUAUUAUUAUUAUUAUAUUAUUGCUCUGAGAAGCGACCAGUUUCCUUGGGAGCGGCUGGAGGGAGUGAUCAUUUAAUUGGUAAAGAGCAAUUAUCGUAAAAUAUGGGCUAUUCCCAUAAGGCUGAUCUUUUGGAGUUCUUCGAUGCUGAUUUUUCCAGGGAUUUUUCCAAGUAUUUUCGUAGGCCCCCUUUUAACUAGGCCAAGUGCUCCAAUAACUGAAGGCACAGUUUCUGUUUUAAGGCCCGUCAUCCUUACGAUUUCGAUCUCUAAGUCCUUAUACUCGAUUACACUUUGAUAGCUUUUCAAUCACUUUGACAGAUGUGUUUCGUUUAGCGGGUAUAGCCAUAUCAAUCAAUACGCAUUUCUUCCGUUCUUGGUCUUUAAUAAUGAAGCCUGACCUGUUGGGUUUGAUCUCUUUAUCGGUAUGAACCGGCAGGGAUGUGCCAGGGGAUAGUACAUGUUUCAUUUUCGUUUUCUGUUACUCUGUCUGGUGAAUACUCGUACCACUUGUCCGCCUCUACAUCCUUCUUUUCUGGAAAGGUAGAUUCUAUCAACAUCAGUCUUUAGUUGAUGCAUUCUUGCAAAAACCCAUUAUUAUUUCCAGUAUCAUUAAUGUCAUCAUUCAAAUUAUUAUCAUUAUCAUUAUUAUUAUUAUUGAUUCCGUUAUUAUUCUAAUAUAAUAUAGAAUUUUGAACUCUUAUUAUUAAUUAUAUCUAUUUCCUCUUCUUUUAUGUAAGGUUAAGUUACUUCUAUUUUUUAGAAUUUGUAAAUGAAUAGUUUCUUUCUUCACUUAUUAUAUAUAGGAUUGUUUUUGUUCUCUAAUGAAGGCCGAGGGGUUUCUUUUGUAACGGAUGGAAUUGUAGAUAGUGUUUUGAUGAAUUAAUUAGAUUUUUUGUAACAGGAGGUUGAUUGUAAAUAGGAUUUUAAUUGAGGUUUUGUAAUAAAGAUUUAAAAAAAUUUUUAUUCUAAUAUAAUAAUAAUAAUAAUAAUAAUAAUAAUAAUAAUAAUAAGUAUGUGUAAUCAAAUCGUGACGAGUGAAAUUUGAGAAUAAUUUCACGAGCGUUUGGUCCAAACCCUAAGGGGAGGAAAAUUAUUAAGAUUUGGACAAAAUGCAAGUGAAAUUAUUCCCUAAUUUUACGAGUGACGUAUACCAUUUGAUCACCUAUUAAUAUCAUGGGUGACAAACUACGCUCACAAUCGUAGGUUUUUGACAUUGCUCAUCGAAUCGAUCGAGAACUCUACGCAAGGAACACUUUGGAGCUUAAAUUUUGGCUUAAAUUCAUUCUGCAUUUUCGAGAAAAUACUUGAUAGAAUCCCUCUUGAUGUGCUCUUUUGAGUGUUUAGUUUUUCUAAAGCGUCUUUUAAUGCCCUGACAUCUUCAUUCAUUUUUUUUUUAACUUUGCCGCCAUCUUGGCACAACACGAGCAGAAGGUUGCCAUGGCAAUUUUAUUAUUUCACAUGUGAAAAUUUUAAUCAACGCUGAAAUUUCGAGCCAAAAUUAAGGAUUUAUUAGUAAUUACUAUUAUAAUAAUUUUACUAGCUGUCUUAAACUUUUUGUUACAUAUCUUUGAUGUUUUUCAAAUUAAAGUCAAGUGUCAAUUAAUAUUCAGUCCAGUUUAACUUAAUAAUGAAAUAUGAUUUAUAAUCAUAUCUUUGCUAUUUUGAGAAGAUACAGCAAAAGUGUUAUCCGUAGUAGUUUCCUAGUUUCAAAGUUAUAGAGACACUUUGUAUAUUAACCAUGCAUUCUAUAUAAUGCUCAAUAGAGUUUUUAAUACGACUGUGAUCGAUGUCUUCACGUCUUUAGGAUGAAAUCUACUGCCUCUUGCAAAAUGAAUUUGAGGAAGUAUCCUUUGGACGAUCAGAUUUGCCACUUAGCCUUGGAAAGUUGUGAGUAAAGCAAUUAUUUCUUUUCUAGGAUCGAAAACAGACCUUAAGUAUUUCCAGAGUGGAAGUAACAGGCAUAAAGCAUGUGCUCAGUUCGUCGCACGUGCUACAGAACUUUUAAACUCUAGAACAAAUCAACCUGAACUAUACAUAUCAGCCAAUGACAUCAGUCCUAAUCAGCCAAAGAUAAACGGAGUUUUUUUCUUGUUUGCGAGUCGUUAAAAAAGAGGAUAAUCGUCGUUGAUUCUCCGACAAUUGCUUUCGCAAAAAAAAAUCUGUUUGAAAUAUUUUCAAGCAUGACCGUCUUUCACAGGCAGGUUUGUAUACCAACGAAAUGCCCUCAAUUAACCUCUGACAGAGGUUUAUUUAAGGUGUAAAAUCUACUGCUUUAUGUAACACAGGUAAAACCAUCCAUUGUUUAACAGUGAGCUUUAUCUCUUUUUUUCAGUUUCGUAUGACAAUGAAGAUUUGAAAUAUAGCUGGACGAAGAAAGCUGGAACAGAAAUUUUCAUAUACGACAAGGAAAUGGCUCAGUUCAUUGUCAUGAACGCAACUAGACAACUGAAGCAUCCCCUCUAUCAUUCAGGUGUCCGUUUAUCAACUUCUCUGUUAGCCUUAAAACUUGAAUAAGUUGUGCAAGUAUAAGACUAGCCCCAAUCAGUAGACAUCCAGAAUGGGUUAUUUUAUUGGCCGUUCGAAUGUGGUUAGACCAUAUUUCUGACCUCUACUGGAAAAGAAGUCUCUAUUUUACAAAAGAACCAUUUCUGACUAUUUAAGUACAUGCCUAAGAGGUCUUUUUUCAUAUUAAUUCCUGUUUUCCCUGGUGCUCUAAGUUCUGCUUAUUUCUGUUAGCGCGCUGUGUCCUACAUGAACCGCGUACUUAUUUUUCAGAGACGUUCUCCGGCCUCACCGUGACCGUCCAUUUUCAACGCCGUACGAUGUACUAUAUCUUUCAAAUGUACAUCCCUUGCGUUUGCAUUGUAGCUCUUUCAUGGGUGAGCUUCUGGAUUGACCCGGACGCUAUACCCGCUCGUGUUGGACUCAGCAUCACCACUGUACUGACCAUCUGUUACAUGUUGGGAUCUGUGAACUCCAAGCUGCCUCGUGUCUCUUACCUCAAGGCAAUAGACUACUUCUUGCUUAUGUCGUUUGGAUUUAUCUUUUUCACCUUGGUGGAAUAUGUGUUCGUGUUAAGAUACUCUAGAAAGAUGAAGUACGUGGGUAGUUUUACCCCUGGACAAAGGGCGCAUCUCGAUUUGGCAGAAAGAGGAGAGUGGGUAAGAAAAAUAACACCCUCUUUUACCGCUGGAUGUCCCUAAAAGUGGUAUUUUGUUAACAAGUGAUUUGAUAUCUAAUGGCAGACAACAGGUGAAAGGAAAAAAAUUUAGGACGCUUUUAUUCCUAGUCCUUUGCGAGCAACAUCCCCAUAUGGGGGGGUGGAUAGAGACUUGAUGAUUCCACAGCUCAACAGGAGGUGGGGUGGCGAUGCCAAGCGGUUUUAGUGAAAACAAGGUUUGGGUGGGGGUGCUCAGUCCCAGGGGCUCACAAACCUCCUUUUGAGCUAUGGAAUCUAGUCAUUUCCAGGUAGGGGAGAACGUUUUCAGGCUCCAUUUUUCGGCUUAGCGCCUCUUUGAACCAAUUGACCACCGCCCAGACAUUCUCGAGAGCUAGUCCACCGCCCGAAAUCGACAGUCGCUUUGAACUGGUAAAACCUUUUGCUUUUCACGCCCUUCCCACUUACCAUCGUUUGAAGCUUAACACCUCAUGGAUUUAAACGACUUUUGCUCCAAGCCAAUAUGAUUCAAUCAUGCACAGGAAGGCAACAAAUCUGGAGCAGAUAGCCUUAAUGUCGUAUUUGCACCCUGAUUUGGACAGGGCUCCAAAUUAAGGCGCAAAUAUAUGAAUUUUACCGGCCUGUAAUCCAUCUUUUGGUUUCCACGUAUUAACUCUUUUCAAAAAUAACUUACUGUAGUGGUUUCUCACACGCUGUUUAAUUGCCGUUGUUUAUGAGAGCACGAGAGCAUAGAUCAUGAAAUCUUGUAUAUUCGUUAAUUCGGUCAUAUGUUUAAGUUCUGAGUAUAAAUCUAUUUUUUCGCAAAGACGCCAAAUCUGAAACUUAAACACCAUCAUAGUUGUAUGCUCUGUUAUUUUAUUUAUGUUCAAUAGUAAAAAUUUUACUAACCGAAAUAAUUUUUUUUCCCUUUUCUUUUGAUUCAGGAGGAUAAUCAUCAGAAGAUGGAGAUCCGAAUUUCCAUGGGCGGAAAAUCGUACAUUUUCACCGACACGUUAGAUAACGCAUUUAACACUUCGAAAGAAGAUAAAAGAGGUCAGCUCUACAAAUUCAAUGAAAUGAAAAAAACGUUCAGAACUUGUAAUCACACCCGACCAGUGUUCAGGAAAAGAACAAGCACAGAGAAAAAAUCCCUCCUGGAAAAAAUAAAGAAAACCAUCGGUUACACCAUCGAAGGGAACCAAAUUGACCGAAACUCGAGGUUUUUGUUUCCGUUUUGUUACUUGCUUUUUUUGAUCAUAUAUUUUGUGUCUUUCAUUUAUGGAGGUCAAGAUUUAGCCCAGAAAGUCUCUGAAGGAGAAACUUAUUGA
Molecule: messenger RNA, 20799 nt
Organism: Porites lobata
Lineage: Eukaryota; Metazoa; Cnidaria; Anthozoa; Scleractinia; Poritidae
Source: the annotation of a GenBank genome assembly